GGGAUCGUCAGAAAUCUUGGUUCCCUAACUCGAAAAAUCCCACACCUCUGUGAGAGAGUCUCAGAUUGGGUUUGCACCUGAAAUCAUAUCACACCUUUCGCAAUCCCACAAUGGCAGGCAGAGAAGUUCGAGAAUACACCAAUCUCACCGACCCCAAAGAUAAAAAAUGGGGGAAAGGGAAGGAUAAGAUAGACGACGAAGACGUCACCUUCCAACGCAUGGUCGCAAAGAUGCAAGAGGUUGCUGGAGAACGUGGAGGCUACCUUCAUGGCCGAGGCGCCUUGGACAGUGAUGACCUAUUAUAUCUCAAGGAGCAGAUGGAAGCUGAGGAGGAUGCAGAACGCCUCCUUCGCCGCACUGAGAAACGAGCAUUUGCUGCAUUUAAGAAAGCUGCAAGUUUGGCAGAUUCUUCACCUGUAUCGGCUCCCUUGACACUUCGUGUAGAGCCCAAACAAAAAAGUGGGAUUAGACAACAAGAUCUACUGAAAAAGGUGGUAGAAAUUAAACCGAAAAAGCAGAAAGUUGCAAGUCCAUCUAAUGGUAAUCAGUUGUCCCUCCCCCAAAAGAAUGUUGGUGCUACUUCAACAAACCUUAAGCCUGAAUCUGACCUGGACAAGGACAAAGCGCAUUUGUCAUCACCAUCGAUCAAAACAGAUGAUGAGUCUAAGGUGGAAACUACUUCACAAAGCUUGUUAGGCUUAGCAUAUGCAUGUUCUGAUGACGAAGAUUAAAGAAAGAAAGGCAUGGUCCUGUGAACCCUUUGUUUUUCUUUUCACUUGUCUUUACAUAGUAUUAUUGUAUGCUUGGUACUAGUUCAAAAGCUCAUUGUUUACUAAGACCACUAUAGAAUACAAUGUUUUUCGAAGUUGGUACAUUUUUGUUGU
This is a messenger RNA of Fragaria vesca subsp. vesca, 884 nucleotides long. RefSeq lists its product as uncharacterized. The transcript has 6 exons. The record is from RefSeq and is a predicted model, not a curated record. Bases 111 to 731 code for a protein of 206 amino acids. Lineage: Eukaryota; Viridiplantae; Streptophyta; Magnoliopsida; Rosales; Rosaceae.